GUAGAAUGGUUUCAAGGCCUGAUAAAUUGGCUGAACUUUGGAAGACCCUUAAACCGCUUUUUGACAAGAUGCUAAAUAUGGAGGAUCUAAGUAAAGCCGAGCACGCAUCUAUAUGCAAUUGCGUUUAUGGCUACUGUACCAGUGUUGAUACAACGUACAAUACUGGAGCAAGUAGUAAAGUAAUCGGGUUUGAUUUGUACAAGAAACUACGCAGCUUUUUCAAGCAGCACGUUCAAUCGUUGAGAGCGAAAGGUGAGACCAAGACCGGUUCGGAUUUACUCACCUUUUUCGAAAAAAACUGGACGAACUUUGUCGUUGCUGCGAAAUAUAUAGAUCACCGGUGCAACUACCUUAAUCGCAACUGGGUGAAAACGAAAAUUGAUGAAGGUCAAAAAGAUGUUGUCAUCGUUUACUCCUUGGCCCUAAUGAUUUGGAAAGAUGAACUUUUUAAACCUUGCAGUCAUGCUCUGAUGGCAGCUGUUCUUAAUGAAAUAGAGCGUGAACGUAAAGGCGAGAGUAUUGCAGCAACACGUUUGUGUACAAUCAUCAGCAGCCUCGUUGACCUUUGCAUUACCUCCGAGCACCACACACAACCCUCUUCUGUUUCUCAGUUACCACAUCCCACCCUUCAAGCGACCCAGACUCACUCAGUGCGCCAGUUCCUCGCACCUCCGGUGCCGACUCACAUUUCUUGCGAUCCACCUCCUGCGGCAGACUGGAGACAAGGCCUUCCCAUCUACCGAGAUUACUUUGAGCAGCCAUUCCUUCGGGAAACCAUGCACUUUUAUGAGCUCGAGAGUAACGAAUUUUUAAAAUCCAACUCCGUUACUGAAUACUUAAAGCGCGUUGAAAUGCGUUUGGAAGAGGAACGGACGAGAGCUCGUACGUACCUUCACGCAAGCACACUGAACGAGUUGAUAAAGACAUGCGAAGAGAGCCUUAUUGGCAACCACAUUGAGGCGCUCGCUUCGGAGUUUCAGACCCUCCUUGCAGAGACCAGAAUCGAAGACUUGGCCCGGAUGUACAAGGCCUUGAUUCGCUUUGAGGAUGGCGAAGCACGCCUAGUUCAAAUGAUGGAACUUCACGUCGACGAAGUCGGUUCUGAGGCCCUGAAGGAAGUCUGCCAAAGUGCCAUAGCGAAUCCCAGACUGUUCGUGGAUACCAUUGUUGGUGUACAGCGGAAGAACAAGGAGCUCCUGCAGUCUGCCUUCUCCAUGAAUGCUUCCUUCGCGCGAGCUCUUGACAAGGGCUGUGAACGCUUCAUCAACCGAAACGCCAUCACCGAAAUCGCCGGCAGUUCUCGCAAAACGCCCGAACUCUUGGCCAAAUAUGCGGACCUCCUACUGAAAAAGGGCACCAAAGAAGCCCAACCCGAUGAUCUCGAGGAAACCCUAAACUGUGUGAUGGAGGUUUUCAAGUACGUUGAAGAUAAGGACGUCUUUCAGAAGUUCUACUCCAAUAUGCUUGCUCGCCGCCUCGUGAAUAACAUGUCCAUCUCGGAAGAUUCAGAGGCCCAAAUGAUUUCCCUCCUAAAAGGCGCAUGCGGCAUUGAGUACACGUCAAAGCUGCAGCGCAUGUUCCAGGACGUGAGCUCGAGUCGUGAACUCAACGCCCGAUUCAACGAGUGGGCCAGCGAACGGCCCGACUCGCCGACUCUCCUGCGAGGCGUUGACUUCAGCAUUAUGGUGCUAAGUUCAAACGCGUGGCCAUUCCAAGGACAAGGUGGCUUCUCCGUCCCUCCGGAGCUGGAAAAUUGCUUCAAAGUCUUCACCGAGUUCUACCAGACCCAUCACGAAGGCCGCAAGUUGACCUGGUGCUACCAGCUCUGCCGUGGUGACGUCGUCACGCACUACACGAAGAUGCGCUACACCUUCCAGGUGUCCACGCACCAAAUGGCCAUCCUCAUGCUCUACAACACCUCCCUCGUGUACACAGUGAGUCAAAUCCAAUCCCAAACGGGCAUCGACAUGAACACCCUCACCCAACUCCUCAACAUCUUCCUGAAAGGCCGCGUUCUCAAGGUUGCGGUCGACGAGACGAAGAAGUCGUCCGAGGGGGAGGGGCAGAGGCACACCGACGGGGCCGGUGCCAGCCAGACAGACGCGCUUUCCUCCACCCAAACCCCCCAACUCGCCCCCGAUACCCUGCUCCGGCUCUACACAGAUUACAACAAGUUUACAGUUGGCUGCGGUUGGCAGACGCAAAACUUACACUUCUUUCCCUUGCAUCCUUCACACAGUAAACGCAUUCGCGUGAACCUCAACUUGCCAGUGAAGAGUGAAGCUAAACAGGAGGCGGAGACUACGCUGAAUACCGUCGAGUGCGACCGGAAACUCAGCAUUCAGGCUUGUAUAGUGCGAAUCAUGAAGAUGCGAAAGAGGAUGGAGCAUCAGCAGCUGAUAAAGGAGGUUAUCGAACAGAUGUCUUCACGAUUCUGUCCCGCCAUCCAGCAAAUCAAGGUAAUUCCGCGCGGUUUAGUUUGCAUUUCUCUGCUCAUGCCCGACCUCCUGUCAAUAACUGGUGGCGCCCCCUUUUCAGCUUUGCAUCAAUUCUCUGAUCGAGCGAGAAUUCAUCAAACGGGAUUCAACCAAUCUCUCCGCCUACGAAUACGUGGCCUGAUUGGCAGACGUCCGCGGCCGCUCCCACCCGUGCCACCCCUCAGGGUGCUCUUCGCCAGGAGACCUCCAACCCAACUGCCACCGUCUCUCAUCUGCUUACUCUUCUCCCUCCCCCCCUCCCUCCCCCCGCCCCUAAUACCUUCUCACUUUUUUCAGCUCAUGUUAGUUUUGUUUUUAGUCGGGAGGUUUGUGCGUUCAUUUCCUCCUUCUUCUUCUUCCCCUUUAUAA
Mesocestoides corti is the source of this 2846-nucleotide messenger RNA. The record is from the annotation of a GenBank genome assembly. Lineage: Eukaryota; Metazoa; Platyhelminthes; Cestoda; Cyclophyllidea; Mesocestoididae.